Racocetra persica is the source of this 294-nucleotide messenger RNA. NCBI's taxonomy places the organism in Eukaryota, Fungi, Glomeromycota, Glomeromycetes, Diversisporales, Gigasporaceae. The record is from the annotation of a GenBank genome assembly.
AUUAUAGAGUUCCUCAAGCGUUGCACCAUUUGGGAGCUAUAAAAUAUUCCGAUAAUUUGAUGAAGACGUUGGAGCGAUGCGAGUUGUUAGAAUAUGGGUCUAGAUUAGAAAUUGAGAUUCGGGGGUGCAGCAUUUGGGCUGUGGAACUUUUGAAAAGAGAGAUUAUGCGGAUGGCUGAGCAAGAAAAUGGGCAAGAUUUUAUACCGGUAGUGAAUGCAAUCAUUUUAGAUUUUUUUAUUUGGGAUUUUGCGAAGGAACAUAUUAAUGAAUUGGAAGUUGAAUUUCAUCGAACAC